AUGGAGAUCCAAGUAGGGGGUUCGAGUCUCCCGGGCUUCAUCCUGUGGCCACUGGCGACAAUAGCACUAGCUAUCGCCGGCCUUCUCCUCAUGAUCCUCUACAACCUCACCCUCCACCCCCUCCGCAGCUACCCGGGCCCUAAGCUCUGGGCCGCGACCCGCAUCCCCUACGCCCUUAUGAUCGUCCGCGGCGACCCGCACAAGACGAUCCUCGCCCUCCACCAGCGCUACGACGCCGAAAUCAUCCGCAUCUCCCCCAACGAGCUCUCCUUCCAGCACCCGGACUCCUGGAAGGAGAUCAUGGGCCACCGCAAGGGCACCGGCUCCCUCGAGAACGAGAAGGACCCGAACGCCGUCGACGAGCGCGGCAUCGAGAUCAUCUCGGCCAACCGCGAGAACCACUCGCGCUACCGCCGCAUCCUCUCCCACGGCUUCUCCGCCAAGAGCAUGCAGGACCAGCAGCCCAUCAUCCGCGGCUACAUCGACCUCUUCGUCGAGCGCCUCCACGCCCUCGCCGGCAAGGGAAAGGCCCCCGUCGACAUGGUGGCCUGGUACAACUACACCACCUUUGACAUCAUUGGCGACCUCGCCUUCGGCGAGUCCUUUGGCUGCCUUGACAACUCGGACUACCACCCCUGGGUGCGCGUCAUCUUCGAGAACAUUAAGAUGAUGUGCUUGUUCAACCUCGCCCGCAGUUUCAGCUUCCUCGCGCCGCUGCUCAAGAGCUUCGUGCCCAAAGACCUUGUCGAGAGGGGCAUGUCCCACAAGGCGCUCGUCCACGAAAAGGUCGAACGCAGGAUGCAGCUCGGCACGCCGCGCCCCGACUUUGCCGAGUCCAUGAUAAAGAAGGGAACCGAACCCCUGAGCCGCGAGGAGAUGGACGAGAACGCCGGCAUCCUCAUCAUCGCCGGCUCCGAAACGACGGCCACGGCUCUCUCGGGCGCGACCUACCUCCUGACGACCAACCCGGACAAGCUGGCCAAGCUCGUCGCCGAGGUCCGCGGCAGCUUCGCGAGAGAGGACGAGAUCGACAUCGUCGGCACCGCCAAUCUCGAGUAUCUCCACGCCGUCCUCGAGGAGUCCCUGCGGAUGUACCCACCCGUCCCAACCGCCCUGCCGCGGAAGACGCCCCCGAGCGGACAGGAGAUUCUCGGCCGAUGGAUCCCCGGCAACACCACUCUGAGCAUCCCCCAAUGGGCCACCUACCACAACGAGAAGCACUUCUCCAGGCCCUUCGAGUUCCACCCGGAGCGCUGGCUCGGCAGCGACCCGGCCUUCGCCGCGGACCGCCUCGACGCCUUCAAGCCCUUCCACAUCGGGCCCCGCAACUGCAUCGGCAUGAACCUCGCCUACGCCGAGAUGCGCAUGAUGCUCGCCCGCGUCAUCUGGAACUUCGAUAUCGAGCUGGCGGCCGAGAGCCGCAACUGGAUCGACCAAGAGUGCUACACCCUCUGGAGCAAGCCGCCGCUCAUGGUCCACCUGACGCCGAGGAAGUCGGGGUGA
This is a messenger RNA of Colletotrichum destructivum, 1503 nucleotides long. RefSeq names its product Putative cytochrome P450. NCBI's taxonomy places the organism in Eukaryota, Fungi, Ascomycota, Sordariomycetes, Glomerellales, Glomerellaceae. Bases 1 to 1503 code for a protein of 500 amino acids. Gene Ontology annotation, molecular function: iron ion binding; heme binding; monooxygenase activity. The transcript is spliced from 4 exons. The record is from RefSeq and is a predicted model, not a curated record.